ACACUCGGAGGUGCGGGAUCUCCUCCUCCGCGGAAACCUGCGGGAUUUCCUCAGGGAGCAGGACGCGAAGAAGAAGAAAUGCGAGCUGGUGGAGCCUCAAUUGGUGGUGGGCUCCCAUUGGAGGCGGCAGUGGUGGUUCCGCACCUCGGUGGCAGAUGCCGGUGGUAAGGAGAGCAGUCUGGGAGAGGCUGACCUGCAGCCAAGCUCCGACCCUUCGGGAAUGGACAGCAGCUACCUCAGCGUGAAGGAUGCCGGGGUGAAAGUGCCCCAGGACAGGGCCAGCACGGACCUCCCCAGCCCCAUGGACAAGGCCGACUCAGAGAGCAACAAGGGCAAAAAACGGAGGAACCGCACCACCUUCACUAGUUACCAGCUGGAGGAGCUGGAGAAGGUCUUCCAGAAAACCCACUACCCGGACGUCUACGCCAGGGAGCAGCUGGCCAUGAGGACAGACCUCACCGAGGCUCGUGUGCAGGUGUGGUUUCAGAACCGGCGAGCGAAAUGGCGCAAACGGGAGCGGUUUGGUCAGAUGCAGCAGGUCCGGACCCACUUCUCCACCGCCUACGAGCUGCCCCUGCUUACCCGUGCCGAGAACUACGCCCAG
Molecule: messenger RNA, 604 nt
Organism: Apaloderma vittatum (bar-tailed trogon)
Lineage: Eukaryota; Metazoa; Chordata; Aves; Trogoniformes; Trogonidae
Product: homeobox protein aristaless-like 4
Exons: 4
Biological process (GO): regulation of transcription by RNA polymerase II
Molecular function (GO): RNA polymerase II transcription regulatory region sequence-specific DNA binding; DNA-binding transcription activator activity, RNA polymerase II-specific
Source: RefSeq, a predicted model, not a curated record